AUGGGCAAUUCACGCUGUGUUGCCGACGCGGAGGCCACUGAAGAUAUUGGCGUCGGCGUUGACCACCGCACUAUCCGACUGACUUUGUCCCUUCUUCGGUUCAGGCGCAAGGCGGGGGGCAACCGGAGCAGACGCGGUUUUCGAGGUUGGGCGCCGAUCGACGGUGCGCGAUGCCGGGACGAGCUGCAUGGACGCCUCCGCGCUUUCUGCAACAACAGCUGCCCUGAUCAGGCACCAGAAUUGGACAGCAGACGCGCGGCGAUCGAGAAUGCUUUGAAACAGAUCGCUGAACAACGCCGGCAAGCUGAAGCAGACAUCGGUACCAACACAGAGGCUUCGCAACACCACCUCCACAGUCUCAUCGACCAGCGCAGAGCUGCUCGCAAGGCGGACGCGAAGGACACUGUCAGGGGCGCCAGCAGUAAUAUGCAUAAAAAGAUACGAGCAGCUGCAAUUGCACAGAAGAGCGAGAAGACGAGCAAUACCUUGGCUGAGUCCAAGGACCAGCAGUGCCUCGUGGACAUCAGGAACAGCGGCAAGAGCGACUGCAUCACCUCCGCGAUCGACGAAAACGGGACCGAGAGAACUGACAUCAACGACAUCGCAGAGGUAUUUGCGAGUUUCUUCGGGUCUCUCUACGACGGCGCGCCAGGAACUUAUUGUUGCGAGGCCAGUGCCAGCCAAGUGACUGACGUCACGCCCGACGAAGUCCUGUCGCAGCUGAGACGCACACGGCUGGGCAAUGCGCCCGACGAGGGAGGCGCCGGCGCCUACUUCGGGGAGCGCGCCAUGCUCACCGACGAAGGGCGCACCGCCACCGUGGAGGCGCCGGCCGCCAGAGAUCACGGCGACCCUGAAGCCAUGCAGGACGUUUCAUGGAGUGUCUCGACGUGGGCGGGAGACAAGCGGAAGUUCGACGGCGGCGGCUCCGCCGGAUUCCGCUGGUGGAAGCCUGCGAAAGGCCUGCGGAGGCGCGCCCCGGCUGCCGGGCUGCCGCUGGCGCUGGACGCCCGCGCAGCGGAGCCGCUCACACCUCCCCAGAGCUUCGAAGACGUGGCUUGUAGUCAUUCCGCGGCCCCAGAUCCGAGGCGGGGAUCGUGCGUAAAGUACGGGGUAGGUCUGGGCCUGGCGCCCGUGGCCUCGCUUGCGCGCCCGCCUGCGGCGGACGGGCGCCGCUGCCCCGGGCCCUCCGCCGUGGCCCGCGGCGCCGCUGCCGCCGUGGCGGCGCGGCUCUUCGUCGGGGGCAGGGCCCGCCGAAAGCCCUCUGCGGCGUGCUCGCCGGCGACCGGGUCGCGGGCCACCGACCACGACGCGCUCAGCGAUCUGAGAGACGUCAACCUGUCCAAGCGCGAGGCGGACUGGCGGCGGCUCUUCCAGGAGGACGAGUGCGACUGCGAGAUUGUGGGCACCGUCGUGGACGUCCCUGGCCUGCUCUCGGCCCAGGAGUGCGAUGCCCUGGUGGCUGCGGCGGACAGGCGGGCCUCGCAGGUGGGCUGGCGGGCCGCUCAGCACCUCAACUACCGCACCGACGACGUCAAGGUGCGCACGCUGGGGGACCCGGACGCCAUCGAGCUCUUCCGGUCCCGCGUGGAGGGCCCCCUGAUCGCGCAGAUCGAGCGGUCCUUCGGCCUGCCUGCCGAGGACUGGACGUGGUGGCCUUCGACUCCUUCAUCGUUCGGUACGCUGCGCCUGGAGGCAAGACCUCGCUGGCCUCGCACAGGGACGGAUCCAUCGUCAGCGCCACGGUCUCUCUGUCCGACGCGGGCGCGUACAGAGGCGGGGGCACGCGGAUCGACGAGGUGGUGUACCGCCCCUCUCAAGGGGGAGCGGUUCUUUUCGGAGGCGCCAGGGUGCAUUCUGGUGAGCCGAUUACUUGGGGCACACGGUACGUAG
Molecule: messenger RNA, 1893 nt
Organism: Prorocentrum cordatum
Lineage: Eukaryota; Dinophyceae; Prorocentrales; Prorocentraceae
Source: the annotation of a GenBank genome assembly